UUUGGCGCGAGCGGCUCUCAGGCCGAGUCAUGUGAGGGCGCGCGGCCAACCGCGGUACCCGACGUGCCCGGAAGUGGCUCUUUUCCUUUUUUCCGUUUCUCGCAGGCAAGAUGGCGGCGUCCGGAGGGCUGCGGUUGCUGUGCAACGCUCGGCCCCGGCGGCGCCUGCUCCACACUGAGCCGUUAGCGGCGCCUGCCCUCAGUGCUGCCUCCCCUCCGUCUCUGUAUCCACCGGUAGUAGCCUCUCUCACGGCUAAGAGCGCUGCGGCCAAGCGCCGGCGCCUGGAGCGGUUCCACCAGGAGAUCCACGACGCGCCCUCGGUCGAGCAGAAACUUUGGAUCUACGGAAAGCGGCAGCGCCUCAAGUACGUGGUUUACCCACAAACGUGGGCGAUCAAUGCAGACCGCUGGUACCAGAACUUCACCAAGACCGUCUUCGUGCAGGGGCUACCCGCUGUGGAGGCGGCGAGAGAAGAAGCAGCAGGAGGGGAAGACCGCUGCGACCUGGCCGAGCUCCGAUCCGUGGUGUGUGACGUGCUACUCCAGGAGCAUUUCUACCAGCGCAAACGGGCCCCUUACCUGUUCCGUGCCAUUGACCAGGGACCUGCCCCCUUCCUCACUCACCUGGUGCCUAGCCUGACGGCUCGUCUGGCCAGCCUCAACCCGGUGCUUGGUUCUUCUGUCAUAGACUUCAAACCAGAAGUAAAUUUCUAUUGGAUGCGUGGUGAGACGGUGGUUCCUCGUGGACAUCGGAGGGGUAGAAUUGACCCACUGAGAUUUCAGAUUGAUGAUAAACCACACUGUCAGAUUCGUGUAACAAAACAGCUUUCAGAGUUUGUGCCCCUGGACUAUGUGGCCCCUGGAGAUAUUCCUGUUAUUAAUGUCUUACCUGACAAACUUCCAUUGUUCAAACGACAAUAUUACAACAAAAUAUUUAUAGGAUCAAAGGUAGCAGAUCGAUGCACCUAUGGGCAUACACAGUUUCAUUUAAUUCCCAAACGACUGAAAAGAGAGAGACUUAUAAAGUUGAAUCUCUUUGAUCAGAUUGAAGUUCCUUCCCGUACCAAUGCAAUUGCAAGUCUUUUUGCUUGGACUGGAGCACAAGCAAUGUACCAAGGAUUCUGGAGCGAGGCAGAUGUGACCCGGCCUUUUGUAUCGCAGGCUGUGAUUACUGACGGAAGAUACUUUGGCUUCUUUUGUUACCAGUUGAAUACCUUGGCUUUAACUGUGGAUGCUGAUAAAAAUAACCCAAGAAAGAAUAUUUGUUGGGGAACUGAAAGUAAGCCCCUAUAUGAAGCAAUUGAAAACAAUGAUGUGAAAGGUUUUGAUGAUGAAAUUCUGCUUCAACUGGUUAAAUUUCUCUUAAACAGACCAAAGGAAUUAUAAUUUAACAUUCAGAUAAAUCUGAAUCCUCUCAAGAUACUGAAGCAAGCACCAAUCCUUAAAGUGAAAUUCUGUGUGAACUAUUAAAAGUGCAAACAUUCUGAGCACGAUUCCUACAUUUGACUCUUUGGGAUGAAUGAAAUCUGUACAAGAGUACUUCUGGUGCUCUUAACAGCAUUGGCUCAUUUAUUUGUAUGUUGACAGACACAUUGACAUAGCUAUUUAAAUGAAAUACCAAGGCCAACA
Rhineura floridana is the source of this 1628-nucleotide messenger RNA. RefSeq names its product mitochondrial ribosomal protein S30 (gene MRPS30). Lineage: Eukaryota; Metazoa; Chordata; Lepidosauria; Squamata; Rhineuridae. The record is from RefSeq and is a predicted model, not a curated record. The coding region runs from base 111 to 1385 and encodes 424 amino acids. The transcript is spliced from 5 exons. Gene Ontology annotation, biological process: translation. Gene Ontology annotation, cellular component: mitochondrial large ribosomal subunit; mitochondrion; ribosome. Gene Ontology annotation, molecular function: structural constituent of ribosome.